Messenger RNA from Pogonomyrmex barbatus (red harvester ant), 1852 nucleotides. It is a transcript of the gene nudE, whose product is annotated as Nuclear distribution protein nudE. Gene Ontology annotation, molecular function: microtubule binding. The record is from RefSeq and is a predicted model, not a curated record. Gene Ontology annotation, cellular component: kinetochore; kinesin complex; centrosome. Gene Ontology annotation, biological process: mitotic centrosome separation; establishment of mitotic spindle orientation; chromosome segregation. NCBI's taxonomy places the organism in Eukaryota, Metazoa, Arthropoda, Insecta, Hymenoptera, Formicidae.
CGUGACGUGACGACGGGGUCGAAUGCGCGUGCCCGACGUACGAGAUACGAACAUCGACAUCCGUUGAAAGGUUCCUGUCUCACAACUAUCCCUCUCUCCUUCUCCUGCCGUCAGUGCACCACCGAUUUUUCUACGCGUCCGUCUGCCCGCCUGCCUGCACCUCCUCGCCUGCCCGUGCCAGUGUGACUCAUAAUAACACGGUAAUGACAUCAGGCGUCGCACGCGACUACGUCUCUCGCCGCGGAGUGAUUGCCCAAGGUCCAUCCUCAUCCACUAGACGUCGAGAGUGCAUCCGCGAAGCAUUCCCGAUCGUCCUCUGUUCCCUACCGAUCCCUUUUGAUUCUGAAAACUCUCGCCGCAAAUGGAAUUUCGAGCGGGAUGCGCUUUCGACGUGAUCGAAAUUAACGAAUGACUCGAAUGCUGGGCGAGAAUAAGAAAAAUACGGACACCUAGAUCCUUUUCGAUUUGCGUUUCCUCCGUCCGGAAGAUUUUGACACGCUUGCCUCCUUGCAGAAUGUUGACGUGCAGCGCGUAAGACAGAGCAAUUGUAUCUGUGUAACAUCUCUCGGAUUACAUUGGAAGAUCGGAGGACAACAGGAUUGCGCACAACCUUGUGGUCAUCCGAAAGCGCAAUGAUGGAUUUGGAUCCGCCAGAAUUUCUGUCCAAGGAUGAGGAGAUUCAAUACUGGAUGGAUCUGGCAAAUCAACUGCUUCAAAGGAAAGAUGAUGUCGAACGGGAAUUGGAAGAAUUCCAGGAAAAUUCACAGAUGUUGGAGAAAGAGUUGGAGACUUCUCUGGAACAAGCGGAAAAGACAAAUAGGGAAUUGAGACAAAGAAAUACAAGACUUGCCACAGAAGUCGAACAAUUGAGGACACGACUAGAUCAACAGUCUGCAGAUUGCGCCAUGUUCCAGGGAAAGGCGCAAGAUUUACAGCAACAACAUGAACAUCUACUAAAAUAUAUUAGGGAACUCGAACAAAAAAAUGACGACUUAGAAAGAGCACACAGAAUAAAUAGGGUCACAGAAGAGGAAAUAGAAGCUAAGUUUAAUUUAGCUAUAGAAAAAAAUGCUUUGCUUGAAUCAGAAUUGGAUGAAAAAGAAGGCCUAAAAGUCAUAGUGCAAAGAUUAAUGGACGAAGUUAGAGAUUUAAAACAGGAAAUACAAGUGCACGAAAGACAUCAUGCAGAUAAUAACAAGUCUGCUGAAAGAGUUCGCAAUAGCAUUGUCGAUAGUAAUAAGCUACAGGCCGAAUUAGAAUCAAAUUCACCCGCUAGCCAAAUAGUCCCACCAACCAUACCUCCGAAUAACACAACAACUUCGCCGAUAAAAAUUGGACAUGGGAUGGUAGGGGGUGUUAUUGGAAACAACAAUAACAACAACAUGAGCCAACCAUUACCACCCUGCACUAGAAUACUGGCAAUGAAUAUGAUCGGUGAUCUUAUGCGAAAAGUCGGGGCGUUGGAGAACAAGCUGAACACGUGCAGAAACGCGUUUCGAGAAGAUCAAGUUCGCGAUCUCUACAGAGCUAGACGACAAGUCCGAAGCCCAGCCUCAGGAAACAACAACCACAUUCGAUUGUAAGCGAACGUAACGGAAAAAAAAAAGGAUAUAAUGUCGCAGCGAUCAUAUGUCCGCGCAUCACGUUGCAAUCCCGAUGUUAAUGUCAGUCGGAAACUCCCAUAACGGUGAAUUUCAUUCAAGUCUCGUUGAGUUAAUCACAAAGAGAGUCCACGCAAAAUCGGAAGGAGUCGUCAUUGCCGAGUUGCAUGAAAAAUAAAAUCACUGUUCAAUUCUGUUUUUUCUUGGUAUACAAAACAAAAAAAGAAGGUAAUAAAUAUCCUCGCAUAUUU